GUCGUUUCUAACCGGUCGUAUUUGACAGCGACACCACCACAGCGCAGUUAUGGCUUCGAGUGACGGAAACGAUUAUUUUAAACGGACCAGUCCGUUUUGGGUCGUCACUGUUACAGUGGCAGUUGGGUACUUUUCCUUCACUGUGUUUGCGCCAGAAAAAAUCCCAUUUGAUCACCUUGGUCCGUUUGGCAGCUUCUGCAGAUACCUUGUGGAUAACCAUGCUGACCUAAUGUACAAAGGGUGGUGGGCUGCCUUCGCUGCUCAUGUCUUUGAAGGCAUCUAUGCUUUAAAGGUGUGCAGAAACAAAGGCAUCAGCAGCCCAACCACUCGCUUCUUGUGGUUCUUCCAAACCUUUCUGUUUGGCUUCGCCUCCCUUGGCCUGCUGCUCAAGUACGACCCGAAGCGCCUCAAAAAGCACUGAUCCCGGCAGUCGGAGCCUUCAGAGCAAUCCAGCUGAAUCUUUCCAUUCCUGGUGACUUUUCCCAAGGACCCAAGCCCUCCUAUUUUAAGUGUUAAACUGAUUUUAUACACUACAGAUGUAAUUACUGAGUCUAUUAUGACCUUUAAUUUACUAAUGCAUUUAUGUUUUAACUACAUUCCAUUUAUUUUCUAUGAAAAAAGCUGGAGAAAAAUUCAGGAAAUGUUAGGAUUUAUGUUUCAAUUUUUUUUAAUUAAUAAUGUCGACAGAAGUUGUUUGAUUAAUCUGUCUUAAGAUAGAUUUCAUGUGCAAUACAAUACGAGUCCUAAAUGAAUCAUUUUAAGCUCUAAUGGUUGAUGAUGUUUACAGUCAGCCUUCAAGGUGGCAAUAAAUAUUUCUCAACUGCGGCUCAGUCGUAGCGUCAGGCACGUUUGCUCUACAGGUACGCUGCUGUUGGCUCAAAACAGGGAAAAGGAGAUGUCUUCAUAUUUACCUCUGUCACACUAAGGUGCUUUCACUUCUACUGGAAGUCUUCAAUAAAAAGUCAUUUGCAAACCCG
Girardinichthys multiradiatus is the source of this 977-nucleotide messenger RNA. It is a transcript of the gene tmem254, whose product is annotated as transmembrane protein 254. Lineage: Eukaryota; Metazoa; Chordata; Actinopteri; Cyprinodontiformes; Goodeidae. The transcript is spliced from 4 exons. Bases 50 to 421 code for a protein of 123 amino acids. The record is from RefSeq and is a predicted model, not a curated record.